AUGGAACGGCACAGCAAGCGCGUCGCCAUCAUCGGCGCAGGGCCUAGCGGUCUCGUCGCCGUCAAAGAAUGCCUCGCGGCGGGCCUGGAAGUGCAGUGCUUCGAGCGUGCUCACGCGCUCGGAGGACUCUGGCUCUACAAUCCGGACCCGGGUGCGGACGCAAGUUCCGCCAUGUACCCCGGCGUCAUUCUCAACUCCAGCCGGCUGACCACGGGCUACAGUGAUUUCCCGAUCGAUCCGUCGCGGUACCCGAUCUAUUACUCCCAUAGGCUCCAUCUCCGGUACCUGAAUGAGUACGCGGCGCACUUUGCUCUUGAGAAACACAUCCGCUACGAGACGACGGUUGUAGGAUGCGCGUCUCGCAAGGAGGGCGGCUGGGAAGUGCGGGUUCGGAGAAGAAACGGGGAGGACGGCAACGGAGAGGAAGUGUUGGCUUUCGACGCUGUCAUAUGCGGAACCGGCAUCGCCAGCAAGCCCUUCAUCCCUGAAUAUAAAGGAAGAGAAAAUUUCAAGGGUGAAGUGCUACAUAGUCAUGCCUAUCGCAAGUCGAGUGUAUACGAAGGCAAGAAGGUCAUCGUUGUCGGUCUUGGAUCCUCAGCCAUCGACGUUGCGUGUGAAGUUGGUCCGAUAGCAACACAACUCACGAUCGUCAACCGGCGAGGCGCGUGGGUCCUGCCCCGAUUCGUCUUGGGGAAACCGACGGAGGCAUGGGAUAGCCGAAGCAGCCAGACAUGGCUUCCCACGAGCGUCCAGGAGUGGCUCUUUGAGAAGAUACUUGAGCAUGCUGUUGGCAAGAUGCCACCGGAGCUCCAGCCGGACCACAGCAUCAUGGCACAAAACGCCACGCUGCGAAGUGACUUUAUCGAGAAAUUGCAGACCGGCGUCUUCUCCCUUCGUCGCUCCACGAUCGCCUCCUUCACCGAGACCGGCGUCAUUCUUGCCAAUGGCGAUUCUCUCGAGGCUGAUGUCGUCAUCCUCGCUACCGGAUAUCACAUCGUCGACCAGCCAUACCUCCCCCCCGGCGCGCUGGCGAGCAAGGAAGCGCCCGCCCCGCAGGUAGACUUGUACAAGCUAGUCGUAUCGCCCACUUGGAAAGACCUGUAUGUCAUGGGCCAGACUGAGCAAGCCGGACCCGUGACGCCGGUCUCCGAGGCGCAGGCCCGAUACAUUGCCGCAGUCAUCAAGGGAAGCGUGCAGUUGCCGAGUGAGGAGGACAUGAUGCGGGACAUCCGCGCAUUGAGGGUUUGGCAGAAGAAGCAUAUGAUUGACUCGGAUAGGCACGCCUUGACUGUCGACUUUGUAAGAUACAUGGACGGUCUGUUGGCACCGCUGGGGGCGGCACCGACAUUCGGAAAACUCUUUGGACGGAUUUUCACCAGUGGUAAGCCACUACGGGCUUGGAAUAUUCUUUCUGCUGUUUACUUUGGAAUCCCGGCUCCCGCACAGUGGAGAUUGUUUGGUGAAGGAAGCACGCCAGUGUUGGCCGAGGAGACGCUACUCAGAACUGAUGCGAAUACGGGCGAACUGAGUGAAGGAGAGAAAUCGUUUCUUUGA
Molecule: messenger RNA, 1554 nt
Organism: Colletotrichum orchidophilum
Lineage: Eukaryota; Fungi; Ascomycota; Sordariomycetes; Glomerellales; Glomerellaceae
Exons: 3
Coding region: 1-1554 (517 amino acids)
Molecular function (GO): NADP binding; N,N-dimethylaniline monooxygenase activity; flavin adenine dinucleotide binding
Source: RefSeq, a predicted model, not a curated record